Molecule: messenger RNA, 1506 nt
Organism: Clonostachys rhizophaga
Lineage: Eukaryota; Fungi; Ascomycota; Sordariomycetes; Hypocreales; Bionectriaceae
Source: the annotation of a GenBank genome assembly
AUGAAUAUGAUGAAAUGGGCCCUGGGAUCAGCUUUGCUGGCUCUCCCACAGCUUGCUACAGCCCAGCCCACUAACCACACCAAGCCGCUGGUCAAGGACAAGGCUCUCCAAGAUGCCAUCACGGUUGAGAAUCUCUACAAGCACGCCGAGAAGCUCCAGGCCAUUGCGUAUUCCACUCCUGGUCGCAACCGGGUCGCCGGGUCAACUGGCCACGACCUGACGGUGGAAUACAUCUCCGAGCAGCUGAAAGCUCUGGGCGGCUACUAUGAUGUCCAGCUUCAACCUUGGGAGGGAUUAUCGCAGCAGUAUGGGGAGAUCUCCUUUACUGUCAAUGGAGCCGUGUAUGACGCUAAGGUCGUCGAGUUCUCGUCCAAUGUCACCGCAACAGAUGUCCCUCUGAUCGUUGUCCCUAAUCUUGGAUGCGAUGCUGCCGACUUCCCAUCUACAGUAUCAGGCAGUGUUGCGCUGGUUCACCGUGGGUCAUGCACCUUUGCCCUCAAGUCACAGAAUGCCAAGAGCGCAGGUGCUGUCGGUGUCAUCUUCUGGAACAAUGAAGAUGCAGGCGUUGUUUCUGGAACCUAUGGUGAAGUUCUCGACAACGCUGUCCCUGGUGGUGGUAUCUCUCAGGCAGAUGGUGAGACUCUCGUCGCAUUGAGCGGCAACACCACUCUCACCACCUCGCUGGAAAUCGCCACCGUUAUUGAGCUUGUUCAAAGUUGGGCUAGCGACAACGUGAUUGCCACGUCCAAGUACGGAAGCUCCGAUAAUGUCCUGUUCCUUGGUGCACACAGCGACAGCGUGGCCGAGGGUCCAGGCAUCAACGACGAUGGUAGCGGAACUAUUGGUCUGCUGGAGACGGCUAUUCAGCUGGCCAAGUACAGCACCAAGGCUCAAAUCAAGUUUGGGUGGUGGACCGCUGAAGAGUCCGGGCUUCUUGGAUCGACCUACUACGUGGAGACCCUCUCCAAUGAGGAGCUCCUAAAGAUUCGCCUCUACCUCAACUUUGACAUGAUUGCAUCCCCCAAUUACAUCCUAGGCCAUUACGAUGGUGAUGGUAGUGAAUUUGGUGAGGCCGGCCCUGCUGGUUCUGCCGAAGCCGAGCAUUUCUUUGAGGACUACUACGAGUCCAACGGUCUCAACCACACCGCUACCGAAUUUAGUGGACGGAGCGAUUACGGUCCCUUCUUGGAUGCCGGUGUCCCAUGCGGUGGCUUGGAUGCCGGAGCAGACGAGCCCAAGACUCAGGAGUGGGUUGACAAGUUUGGCGGCACCCUUGGCGCUAUCCUUGAUCCCAACUACCACACUGCCCAGGAUGACGUUAACAAUUUGAACAAAACCUGCUUCGGCAUCAUGUCCAAGGGCAUUGCCCAUGCCGUUGCUUACUAUGGCGCCAGUGGGUUCGAGGGCUUCCCCGAGAGAAACACUACGGCAAAGCGAUCUGUGGGAGAGGGAAUCAAGGCCAAGCCUACUCACAAGUACCCAUACAAGUUUCCUACUGUUCUGUAA